Messenger RNA from Carya illinoinensis, 6464 nucleotides. RefSeq names its product disease resistance protein At4g27190-like. Bases 983 to 6121 code for a protein of 1712 amino acids. Lineage: Eukaryota; Viridiplantae; Streptophyta; Magnoliopsida; Fagales; Juglandaceae. The record is from RefSeq and is a predicted model, not a curated record. Gene Ontology annotation, molecular function: ADP binding. The transcript has 10 exons.
GAUGGUUUAUAUUGGGAGAAGGAGAAGAGAACCUACGGCCUCUUCCCAGAACCAAGCACUUCCUCUUGCCAGAUCCAAGCACAUCCUUUUCCUCUCUCUUCUCUUCCUUUCUCUCAGACGGCAGAACCCUUCGUCCAAAAUCUUCGUCGGCCGAACCCUUCGUUCUUAGAUCUCUUCCUCUCUCUCAGAUUUGAGAAUCACCGUCUGCCAGUACCCUUCCUCUCUCUAAGAUCGGCGUGUCGGACGGAGUCACUGAGCUCGGCCUCUACCCACUUUUCGGCGUCGAACCAGUGACCUUCUUUGAGUAAUUUGCAGUCUUGAUGCGGGAUGGAGGAGGACAAAAAGUGAGGUACUGACUAUCUUUGAGUAAUUUGCAGUCUUGAUGCGGGAUGGAGGAGGACAAAAAGUGAGGUUGAAAAAAUUUUGAACUUUCAGCACAGGGGCCUGACUGGAGGGCCUGACGAGUGACGACGAAGGUGAUGCAUUUGUGGAAGGGUAACUGAGAGUGGUUGACCAUCCUUUCUCUGUUCAUGCCUUUUGGCAUAUUGAUAAUUACCAUUUCUUUUCUUUUUUCUGGGUUUUGGUGAAAAGCUUUCUCGAUUCUUUCUGGGGUUGUCGUUCUACUUCAGUGAUUCAUUUGAGUACCGAUCCGUAUUUACUGCAAUGUCCCACUCCCAACUCUGUUUCUGGUCUGGUAUCUACAUUGAUAUUGUGGAAUAAGAGGCCUGUCGGCCUAGUUUUUAUGUUUCUCUUUGGUUUCCAACUUCAUCCUAUUGACUAUUUGCACCAUCCUCCAGUCCAUCAAUGUCCUAAGGAGAGGUACUCGAAUUUGUUUCUUUGUUUUUUCCCCUGCUUUAUUGCCAUCGCAGUUUCAACUUCUAUAUCUUCCCUUGUUUUCAUCAGUUUGAUUGAGUUUAAAGAUAAUAAAAAAAAAUUCCCUAAAAAAUAUUAAGAAGCUGGUGACGCAUCGUGGCAAACAAGAAUGGAGAUUGUUAUUGCUAUCGCAUCGAAAAUUGCAGAGUACACUGUUGGACCAAUUGGACAGUGGCUAUGUUAUUCAUGUCACUACAAGAGCAACAUGGAGAAUCUGAAGAAUCAGGCAACGACAUUGCGCGAUGCUAAGAGCAGGGUUCAACACGAGGUUGAAGCUGCUUCAAAUAACGGCAAUGAAAUUCACGAUGAUGUAAAAAGGUGGUUGACAAAGGUGGAUGGCAUUUUACAUCAAUUGACCAUCGAGAAACUUGAUGGAGGUGAUGAAGAAGCGGAAUCGAGGAACUCUAAUGCGUCAUGCCUGAACUUGAAGCAACGACAUCAGAUAAGCUGGAAAGCAAAGAAGUUGGUAGGUAAUAUUGCUGAACUUCUUAAUGAUGGAAAUUUCAAAAAUGUUGGCUAUUGUCCUCCUAUGCCAAACAUGGUACCUGUGCGGAACGUGGAUUACAUGACCUUGGGUUCAAGGAUGUCCGUUAUGAAGAGAGUUAAGGAGGCAUUGGGAGAUGCUAAUAUCAACAAGGUCGGCGUGUCAGGGUUGGCUGGAGUUGGAAAGAGUACAUUGAUGGAAGAAAUUUGCAGGCAAGUCAAGGAAAAAAGGUUAUUCGAUGAGGUGGCUCUGGCAAAAGUGACAAACAGCCCCAACCUAUGUCGAAUUCAAGGAGAUAUUGCAGGCAUGCUAGGUCUAAAGCUUGAUCCUCAUAUAACUGAAAUAGAAAGAAAAGCCUAUCUACGGGCGAGGUUAGAAAAAGAUAAGGAGAAGAAGAUACUUGUUAUCUUGGAUGAUAUAUGGAAGCGACUUGAUUUGGAGGAAAUAGGAAUUACUCCUUCCGAAAGAUGCAAAGUACUACUCACAUCUAGAGAGCGACGGGUUCUAGCUUAUGAUAUGGGAAUCAAAGAGAACACCUUUGAACUCGACAUUUUAGGAGAACAAGAAGCAUGGAUCUUAUUUGAAAAGAUGGUGGGUGAUACUGUCAAAGGUGAUCUUGUAUUGCGAAAUGAAGCAAUUAAGGUAGCUAAAGAGUGUGCGGGCCUUCCUAUUGCACUUGUAACAGUUUCUAGGGCAUUAAAAGGUCAGAAGAGUUUGAAAAUUUGGAAGGAUGCUUUGGUGAAGCUAAGACGGCCCAAUCCAGAACAUGAUGAAGACAUAUGGGCACCCGUAUAUUCUUGUAUACAGCUGAGUUAUAUACAUCUUGGUAAAGAGGUCAAAUCCCUCUUUUUGCUUUGUGCUCUACAAGAUUACUACAUUUCCUAUAAGGACUUGUUGAGGUAUGGUUUCGGUCUGUGUUUAUUCCAUGGUAUCCUUACAUUGGAAGAAGCAAGAGAUAGACUAGAGAAUUUGGUUAGUAAACUCCAAGAUUCUUGUUUGCUACAAAAAAGUCCAUGUGACUCCGGGGAAUUUUACAUGCAUGACAUUGUUCGUCAUGUCGCUAAAAUAAUUGCGUCAAAUGAUCAUAAUAUGUUUGUCAUGAUAGGCAAUGGUGAGCAAAAAGCAUGGCCAGAUGAGGAUGCACCGAAAAGAUGCGAGGCGCUCUCUAUUUGUGGUGGAGAUCCUAUCCAUAAAUAUCCCAAUAUAAAAGAAUUUCCUAAAUUAAGAUACUUUCAUGUCCGGGGUAACAAUCAUCUUUUGGAAAGCCCAGACAUUUUCUUCGAAGGGAUGGACAUGCUUGAAGUUCUGAGUUUGACAAAUAUGCAACUAUUAUCACUUUUUCCACUUGCAAACCUACGAACAUUGUGUCUAGAUCAAUGUACAUUGGGGGAUAUUCAUGGGAUUGGAAAACUCGAGACUUUAGUAAUUCUUAGUCUUGCAGGUUCUGACAUCUCAAAUUUGCCAAGAGAAAUACAGUCGUUGACUCGUUUGCGGUUAUUGGAUUUGAGCAAUUGUUACAAACUUAGAGUGAUUCCUCCUAAUGUCUUGUCAAGCUUGGUCAACUUAGAAGAGUUGUAUAUGCAAGAAAUUGAUGUCGAAUGGGAGGUUGAACGACCCAACCAUGAAGAAAAAAAUGCUAGCCUUGUAGAGCUGAAGCAAUUGUCACAAUUGACCUCCUUAGAGAUAGAUAUUCCAGAUGCCAACAAUCUACUGAAAGAUUUGUUUUUUGAAAAACUUGAGAGAUACAAGAUAUGCAUUGGAGAUAUCGUUUCAUGGGAAACAUUUAACGGGGCUGCCUUCUCAAGAAUGUUAGGACUCAAACUGAAUGGAAGCUUCCAAUUGGACUUUGGGAUCAAAAUGCUACUGAAGAGAACGGAAUUUCUUUAUUUAGACGAGGAGAACAGUUCUAAGAGUGUCUUAUAUGAAGUAGAUAGAGAAGAUUAUCAACAAUUGAAGCAUCUCCAUAUCCAAAACAAUGGUAAUAUUAAGCAUAUCCUUGAGUCGGGGACAUCGGUUGUUGCCUUUCCUAUCCUGGACACAUUUGUUUUGAAAAAUAUGUUCAGCUUGGAAGAAAUUUGUCAGGACAAACUUCCAUCGGAAUCCUUCAAAAACUUGAAAGUUUUAAAUGUGGAUAACUGUGAAAAAUUAAUAUUUAUCUUCCCAUCAUCGAUAGCCAGAGGCCUUUCACUACUUGAAGAAUUGAAGAUAACAAGAUGCAACAACUUGGGUGCAAUAUUCGUGAAAGAAGAAGAAGACGGAAUAGAAGAUCAGGGAGAUAUGAUGUUGUUCGGUCGACUUCAAACCUUGGUGCUAGAGGGUCUUCCAAAGCUCGUGGGUUUCUUAAGCACAAAAGAUUCAAUCAUGGCUGAUUGUAGAGAAACCAAUUCAGAGGGCAACCAUGAUCUUCAGUUGCCACUUCUACAUCAUGAUCAGGGCAAACUUCCAUUGAUAUACUUCAAAAACUUGAAAGUUUUACGGGUAGAGAACUGUCAGAAAUUAAGAUUUCUCUUCUCAUCAUCCAUAGCCAGAGGCCUUUCACUACUUGAACAAUUGAAAAUAAAAGGAUGCAACAACAUGGGUGCAAUAGUUGUGACAGAAGAAAAAGACGGAAUAGAAGAUCAGGGAGAUAUGAUGUUGUUCGGUCGACUUCAAACCUUGGAGCUAAGGGAUCUUCCAAAGCUCGUGGGCUUCCUAAGCACAAAAGAUUCAUUCAUGCCUGAUUGUAGAGAAACCAAUUCAGAGGGCAACCAUGAUCUUCAGUUGCCACUUCUACAUCAUGAUCAGGUUUCAUUUCCAAGCUUGCAAACACUGCGUAUGUGGGGUCUACCCAAAAUAAAAUACGCAUGGAGCUGUGGUCAAGAACCCAAAACAGUUUUCAGAUGUCUCGAGCAAUUGCAAGUACUUGAGAUUAUUGAUUGUGGGGUGGAGGAAAUUGUUGCAGUUGAAAAAGGAGGAGAAGCAGUAGCAAUUAGGACUUUGGUGUUCCCUCAAGUGACCCAGUUGAAGUUUAGCGAUUUACCGAGACUCAAGUGGUUUUGCCAAGGAGUGUAUGUUACAAAAUGGCCGAUGCUGAAAAAGAUGAAAAUUGAAAGAUGCGACGAAGUGGAGAUUUUUGCUUCAGAAGUUGUGAGUUUUGAAAAAACAAUUAAAGAUCAGAGGCAGUCUGAGAUGUCCAAUAUUAAACAAUCCCUUUUCUCGGUGGAUGAGCACUCAUUCCCCAGCUUGGAGACACUGGAAUUUUGGAACAUGGGUUCGUUAGAAAUUAUAUUUGGAAAGCUGGAGGGGCAAAAUGGUAAAGAACCACAAGUUUUAAUAUCCCCAGCAUCAGGGACAGAAGAAAGUGGAGCAACCACACACUUUGCGUCGACCCUCUCGUUUCCGAGCUUGAAGAAGUUGUACAUUUCGAGGAUGGAUAAGUUGGAAAUUAUAUGGCAGGAUCAAGUCGCCGCGACUUCUUUUCCCAAUAUUCAAGAAUUGUCAAUUGAUUUUUGUCACAAGUUGUUGCACGUCUUUCAAUCUAAUUUGCAUGCAACAACAACAACAUUGAUGCAAAGUCUGACUCGUCUAAAUAUAACAUACUGCAGUUCAUUAGAAAGUAUAUUUGGAAAUAUGGAGGGGCAAAAUGGUAAAGAAUCACAAGUUUUAAUGGCUCCAAGUUCAGGUACAGAAGACGGAAUAGCCGGACAUAUUGAAUUCCCCAUACUAACUCUAUUGUCACUAUUUGAAUUGCCAAAACUCAAGUGGAUUUUUGAAGGAGUGCAUACUAAUUUGGAAUCAUGGCCUUCAUUGAAACACUUAUCCCUGUGGGAAUGUGGUGAACAAGUGAACAAAAUGAUUUGGGGUUCAAAAUUUGCAAGCAGCAGUAGUAGUCAAGAGAACCAACUCCCGACUUGCAUUCAACAACCCAUGUUCGUCGUUGAGGAGGGUACGUUCCCCAACUUGGAGCAUUUGUUAUUGAACUUCAGUGGAAAUUUUUCAGAUUUUCCCAAUCCAUCUUCUCUUCUAACAGGACUGCCAAAUCUGUUGGAACUUAAAGUAUACAAUAGUGUCUGGGAGGAAAUAUUCCCUUAUGAACUUGUUGAUCGAGAAAUACGAUUAAGAAGACUAACGGUCUGUCUUCUAAUUAUGGUUACACAUUUGUGGAAAGAAGACAAUACCCAGCCAUGCCAACUUUUUCAUAAUAUGGAAUACCUUAAUGUGUCACAAUGCGGCAAAUUGAAAAACAUAGUGCCAUCAUCUGUUUCUCUUCACAAUUUGACAGGAUUGGAAAUAUCAAGUUGUCACGGAUUGAUCAAUUUAUUAACAUCCUCAACUGCCAAAACUCUGGUGCAACUCAAAAGAAUGACUGUGAUUGAUUGCAAAAGGAUUACAGAAAUUGUAGCAAUGGAGGAUGGUGAAGCAAAUGUGGCGAUUAUUUUCAACAAGUUAACAGUCUUAACACUUGAUGGCUUACCAAACCUCACACACUUUGGGUUCCCUUAUUCCUUUGGGUUCCCAUCUUUGUAUAAAGUAAUUGUGAGAUGUUGUCCUGAGAUGAAGACUUUCAGUCACGGAGUCUUGAGUACACCAAAGCUAACAGCAGUAUGUUAUGAUGACAGAUGGAAUUCGAAGCAGAAUUUGUAUUGCGAGGAUGACCUUAAUACCACCACACGUUGUCUUUGGGAGGAGGCAAAUCAAUAUGAUACUCGAUUGUUAUUCAGAGAAAGGGUUGAGAAUUCUGAAGAAGAUGAAGAUCAUCCUUCAGAAGAUGAAGAUCAUCCUUGAGAAGAUGAAGAUCAUUCUGAGAAUUCUGAGGAAGAUGAAGAUUAUCCUUCAGAAUAUGAAGAUUAUUCUGAGACUACUGAAGAAUGGUGAUGUUUCUUUCUUUUGAUGAAGUUAGUGCGAGCAGAGGACCCUUCAUUCCCAUUAAUGUUUAAUUAUGGUUUGCUUGUUUUAUUAUGUCUUCUUUAUUUUUAAAUCUCUCUUAUAUGUACGAGAGAAUACCAAAUAAAAAAAGUUUAACAAUGUAUUGAUUUGAUAUAACUCCUCAUGAAGUACUGUAGUUAACAACUCCGAUGUUGCCAACAAAUAAACUUGAAUUAUAAUCUUAAUUUGACUAUUUGAUCUC